AUGGGGGCUCAAAGUUCUAAACAAGUUUCAAGAAAAUUACCACAGAAUGUAGUUUCAAAUGUCAAAUCAAGUGCAAUUGAAACACAUUCAUGCAAACAAGUACUUAAUGAACCGAUAACAAGUGACAAAGGAGAUGAAAAAGAUCCCCGUUUAUUAAAUAAUUUAUUUACAAUUGGACAUGUUAACGUUCCAAAAGAAAAAAUCACAUUUACACAGAUUCUUAGAAACAGAAAAGCAUUUGACGAAGAAAACGGGGGAAAUAUACCAAAAAACCGCAUAUUAGUCUAUGAGUUGAGGGAAAUGCUAGAACAAAGGAAAAAAGCUCCUAAUGAAUUUACAGCAGAAAGGUUAUCAGCACAAUAUAAUCUAGAUGUACCAACCAUAGAAACCUUGUUGCAACACAUAAAUACAUUUACAUUAACUGGAGGUGUAAACUCAAGAGCAGUGUGGGUUGAGGACAGUCAGUUAUUUAGAAAGAAUGAAAAUGUUGCUUCUGACUAA
Funneliformis geosporum is the source of this 501-nucleotide messenger RNA. The record is from the annotation of a GenBank genome assembly. Lineage: Eukaryota; Fungi; Glomeromycota; Glomeromycetes; Glomerales; Glomeraceae.